CUCAGGCCAGGGAAAACCACCCCAGCCUGAUUGGGCUCUCAGCUUGGUUCCAAAAGGCCCCACAAGGCCCCACAGAACUCACAGAGGCAUGAGAUGGGCUGUAACAGCAGAGGCUGGAGCUCAGCUCUCCAACCACCGCCAUCCACUUUGGCUCCUUUGUUCCUGAAGGAAGCUGUUUCACACCCCCAUAGCUUUGCUCAUGAUGUUCCUUCAUUCUGUAGAGCCCCCACCCGGCUCAUACAAAUCCUCCGUCCACUUAGAUAAUACACACUCAGCUGUCAGGAAUCAACACAAAGAUCACCUCCUCCAUGAAGCCUUCUCUGAUUCUCCCCUUCGUGUUCCCACAGGGUCCUCCACCGACUUGGACCACAGAUUCAUGACUUGUUAGAGCCCAGGUUCCCAAAUCUGGGGGUUCAACAAAAUUACCUGCAGACUUAUUUAUAAAAUAAAAAAACAGAUUUCUGGACCCAAGCCUGUUACACAAAGGGGUUUGGGAAGAACUGCUAUUUCCAGCAAGCUACAGGCUGUCUACAUCUCAGGAGUGGGUCACAGGACAGCUCUUGGGACUAGGGGAACCUGCAUUGACCUGUUUCACCAAUCAGCCUAUUCUGAAAAAUUGAAAGUUGCUCAAGGUUGAUUCAAGGGCAGCAGCGGCUCCAGAGGCAGCAGCGCCGGGUCCCCAUGGAGGUGCUCCUAGAGCUGUUUUCCUGGAGCAGUGGAAGUUCUGACCGCAGGGUCAGGACCCAUCAGGUUUGUGUUCUCACCAUAGCGCAGGGGCCAGUUCGGUUCCUGUUCUUGCCCUGAGAUCUCCCUCAUCCCCCUGAGUUUCGGGAAAAUGGCUGAAGCUAGUAAGCCCAUGAUGAAGAAAGCUCCAAAAUCUGUUCCUUUGGAGAGGAAUAAGAGAGAAAAGGAACAAUUCCGUAAACUCUUUAUUGGUGGCUUGAGCUCUGAAACCACAGAAGAAAGUCUGUGGAACUACUACCAGCAAUGGGGAUAUCUUACAGACUGUGUGUUAAUACGGGAAACUGUAAGCCAAAAAUCAAGAAGAUUUGGUUUUGUCACGUUUUCAUCCAUGGCUGAGGUUGAUGCUGUGAUGGCUGCCAGACCUCAUUCCAUUGAUGGGAAAACGGUUACGCCCAAACGUGCUGUCCCAAGAGAGGACUAUGGAAAGCCGGGGGCUCUUGUCACUGUGAAGAAGCUGUUUGUUGGUGGAAUUGCAGAAGAUACUGAGGAACAUCAUCUUAGAGAUUACUUUGAGAAAUAUGGAAAAAUCAAUGCCAUUGAAAUAAUUACUGAUGGGCAGUCAGGCAAGAAAAGAGGCUUUGGGUUUGUUGCUUUUGAUGACCAUGAUCCCGUGGAUAAGAUUGUGUUGCAGAAAAAUCAUACCAUCAAUGGUCAUCAUGCAGAAGUAAGAAAGGCCUUGUCUAGACAAGAAAUGCAAGAAGGCCAAUGUUCUAGAAGUGGAAGAGGAAGAAACGCUGGUUUUGUAUAUUUUCAUGGUGGUGGGGGAAAGUUUGGAGCAGGAAAUUUUGGAGGAAGGAACUUUAGAGGAGGAUCUGAUGGAUAUGGAAGAAGACAUACAUUUGGGGAUGGCUAUCAUGGGUCUGGAGGUGGCAAUUUGGGGGUUAGCCCUGGUUAUGGAGGAGGACGAGGAGGAUAUGGUGGUGGAUAUGGCAACCAGGAUGGGAGCUCCAGAGCUGGUUAUGACAACUACGGAAGAAGAAAUUAUGGAAGUCAAAAUUACAGUGAUUCAGAGAAUUAUAAGCAGAAACCCUCUAAGUACGAAUUACUGAAGAGUGGAAAACUUAGUGGCAGCAGGAACAUGGGAGGAUCAUAUAGUGGAGGAAACUAUGGUCAAAGAGGCAGUGGAGGAAGAGGGGGCUAUGGACAGACAAGAUGAUAUUGAACUUCUUAUUUGCCAUGGGCUUGACUGUAUAAAUAGAGAAUUACAGCCCAGAGGUAACAGAAGAGCUUUAGGUUAUCGAAAUAACAAUGUUCAGGAAACCCUUAUCUCAGUCAUGCAUAAAUAUGCAGUGAUAUGGCAGAAGACACCAGAGCAGGUACACAGAGCCAUUUUGUGAGCAGACUCAAUUAUGUAAGAACAUUACCUUCCUGUGGAGGAAAGACUAUAAAAAAUGCUUUUGAAACAGUUUCUUAGCUUUUGAAUAGUUGUGUCUUUCCAGUGGUCUCUAUAAAAGUGUGGAAGCAUCCCUUCUUUGAUAAUGUCAAAUUUCAAAGUUUUGGGUGACAUGUGAAACCUUUUUCAAGAUUUUUCUCAAAGUUUUGAAAGACUAUUAGCCAGAACCAUGGUGUAAUAAGACAUAACAUCAUUCUUCUAAAAAAAAAUCUAUUUCGUGUGUAGAGUUAAGAAGCUGUUGUACAUUUAAGAUUUAAUAAAAUAAUUCUAAAGGUAAAACAG
This is a messenger RNA of Balaenoptera acutorostrata (minke whale), 2419 nucleotides long. Its product is annotated as heterogeneous nuclear ribonucleoproteins A2/B1-like. The transcript has a single exon. The record is from RefSeq and is a predicted model, not a curated record. NCBI's taxonomy places the organism in Eukaryota, Metazoa, Chordata, Mammalia, Artiodactyla, Balaenopteridae. The coding region runs from base 836 to 1900 and encodes 354 amino acids. Gene Ontology annotation, molecular function: RNA binding.